Molecule: messenger RNA, 4206 nt
Organism: Penicillium canariense
Lineage: Eukaryota; Fungi; Ascomycota; Eurotiomycetes; Eurotiales; Aspergillaceae
Product: NACHT and TPR domain protein
Exons: 2
Coding region: 1-4206 (1401 amino acids)
Molecular function (GO): protein binding
Source: RefSeq, a predicted model, not a curated record
AUGGUCGCUUCCAUGGAUCAGUCCUCCGCCAUUUGUGAGAAGGCAAUCCGCAAAUACCAUGAAAUCACGGGGGAGACUCUCGAGGUUGAUUUUCUCACAAAGAUCCGCAGCGUCAGCGAUCUCACGAAAGAGAUUGACGAGAGGAAUAGCGCCUUCCGCGAGUUCCGCGAAAUACGAGGCAACAUCUUCGAUGUUCUAGAAGCGGCACUGAUCCCCGUGCAAUUGUUCGGCAACCUCGCGGCUGGAGGCGCAUCGAUGGUAUUCCCCCCAAGUAGUCUCGUCUUUGGGGCCGUCAUGCAUUUGGUGGGUGCCGCCAAGGGGGUAUCUGCCUCAUACGAUGCGAUUCAAGACUUGAUGCAGAUGCUGCAGGAUUUCACCAUCCGACUAAAAACAUACACACAAGAAGCCAUCUCCGAGGCUCUAAGCGACAAGCUUAGCGAUAUCAUCGUUGCUCUUAUUGAAAUUUUUGCCUUGUCAUCUAAGAUCGUCCGACGAGGCCGCCUGUUCAAGUACACCCGAAAUGUUCUACUUGGUAACGACGACUCCAUUCAAGCCACGAUGAGCAGACUUGACAAGCUCACCCAGGUCGAAGCGAACCUAGUUGCAGCUGAGACUUUGACAGAGUCGAAGAGAGCCGGCCGUGUAGUUGAUGGUAUAUCUGUGGCCGUCAACGCUACCAACGUGACUGUUCAGGAGACCGGGAUGACGGUUAAUCAGAUGAGCGCACAGGUACAUGAGGUGCAGGGGAUGCUAGAAAAGCUGAUCUUUUCCGGGAAUGAAGAAAACCAGGAUACCAGGGAAAAUGGAGAAGCCUUGCAAGGACUCAUCAAUCAAGUCCUUAGACCAUCCAAGGUUGAUUCAGCGCAGGAGUGGUUCGAAAGAAUUCACAAAGCCCGUGUACCGGGCACAGGAGACUGGAUCCACAGCGAGGAUGUUUUUCAAUCUUGGAUCAAUGAGAAAACGCCUGUUAUUUUUGUGUCUGGGAAUCCUGGUUCGGGGAAGUCAUUUUUGGCCGCGAACGUGAUCAAUUUCCUUCUUAAUAGAUUUCUUCCGGCCCUUCCACACAACCCGCUGGUUUCGAUCGGCUAUUUCUUUUUUAGGGAUGACAAGCCCCAAACAAGGUCCUUUCAUCAGGCGUUGCGCGACCUGGCCUUCCAAAUCAGCAAGAACGACCCAGGGUACAGAAAGUAUCUCGGGUCUAUCAAGGAAUAUGAACAGAUUAGCACUCUGGAAAGCGCGUGGCGUCUCCUUUUCGUUGGAUACUUUCUCAAGAAACCCAAUAUCGAGAGCGUCGCGUAUAUCCUGCUAGAUGCAGUGGACGAAGCUCUAGAUGAGGACUGGAGGAUCUUUGUCGAUCUCGCAAAGGACUUGUACGGCAACCAGUCGUCUUUACGGCUAGCAAUUGUUGGCCGACCUUAUAUCCACGAUCAACUGCUCGAAGGCCUGGAGGUUAAUCUGCCAACCCUUCACGUCACCAAACAGAAGAAUUCCAGUGAUAUCACUCAGUAUAUCCACGUCAGCAUCAAAAAGUCCCUGAUUCUGCGAAGAGUGUCGGCAAAGCUACGGGAUGAGAUCGUGGAUAAACUCUCGGUCCGGGCGGAAGGCAUGUUCCUUUGGGUGAAUCUUAUGCUGCAAGAGUUAGCUAAGAAGCGGAAUGAGACCAGCAUGCGGAAAGCACUGGAGAGAGCUCCCCGGGGGCUUAAGGAGAUGUUGCGACAUGUCUUGGCCACUUUCGCUGAAAGAUCUAACGAAGAGGAACUCGAGUAUCUCAAUGAAACAUUGCUCUGGGUCACCUGCGCGAGCCAACCGUGGAGACUAGGCGAGAUAGAGGCGAUCCUCAGACUGAAAUCACCGGAGGGAGAUGGCAUGAUUGAUCUUGAAGGAGCUCUACGGCGCCAAUGGGCGUCAUUCUUCUCUUUAGGCCGAGAGGAUGGCCUUACGACAGCCGAUCUAGAGAAUGGAUCAGCCGAUCUAGAUGCAUUCAACUGGAGCGCCGACGAGGAGGAACAAUGUGAUUAUGAAACUACCGAGGAGGACUAUCUCAUGGCCUUCAGCUCAAAAAAGGAUACAACCACCGUCAACUUCUGCCAUGCUUCCAUUGGCGACUUCCUCCGCGAUGAUUCGGAGGGCAAGGUUUCCACUACAGAGGCCCACAUUGGCGUCGGGGUGAAUCACCAUGAAGCGAAAGCUCAUAUCCUGAGGAUUUACUUAAGGCUAAUCACCGAUCCGGACUUUGCAAUGAAGGCCAACGACUCGGGGCACAUGCUCCAAUAUGCUGCGCGGCAUUGGGGCGAUCACCUGCUCACCACUUCCCCGUCCAACAGUUCCUCAGAGGAUAGACGAGAAAUUGCGAAGAUGCUAUUGACGGCCUUUCGAUCGGAAGAAUCAAUGUCGAAAUGGCUCGGGGAAAGUGACUGGGCUCUUUCUACGGCUACCAUCAGAGCUGUCCAACAGUGGUGGCAAGAGCAAGACGUCCGCGAGCUUUUAUCUUUGGAAGAGAAGGAGUUCGUCUCUACCACGGAUGAGGAGCCAUUCAAUCUAUUCCAGCCAAUGGUAGUGUUCUGCAUCAAGAGGUGGCUGUGGGAAGACCUGCCUAGACCUAUUCCCAUGGUUUCUAUAGUCUGGCGCUACCAGAUGCUAGUUAAGGGUGAGGAGAUCCACGAUCACGACAGGAGCCUAACGGCGGAAGACGUGGUCAAGGCCGCUGAGUUUGGGGGCUUUGAAAAAAGUGGCCAGUGGUUUAAACAAUGUGCGAUCGCUCUGCGCGAAUCCUGCUGCCACGAGGAAGCUCUACAGUAUUUCGAAAAGGCGAUGGAACUUGACCCGCAUAAUUGGCGGACCCUGCGUGAACUAGCACAGACAUAUCAGGAGCAAGACGAUUGGCAGGAAUCCAUUGAGCUCUGGAAACGGACUCGACUAAGUUUGUUGACCGUAAUUGCGGAGCGACCAGAGGACCGACCACUGAAAGAACAUCUUCAUGAGUGUCUGGAGCGUAUGGGUCAGAUCUAUCAAGAACAGGGAAAUCGGGAGAAGCGAUUCGAGGCCGUUCAAGAGGCAUAUCAAUAUGCACCCUCUUGCUGGACCUGUAUCCAUGCCCUUCUGGAAUACCAUAAUGACAACCACGCCUACGAAGCAUCGAUGGAUUUGCUAAAGAAGUUAGCCAACACUCCGGUUCCCGAGGAAGAUUAUUCAGAAUUGACCCGAUUCUUACUGGUCAACGUAUUUGAUGUGGACAGCAAGUCAAGGCUUGCUGUCGAUGCCGCGUCGGCUACCAAUGACCUGGAUUUCGUGUUGAAAAGCUUACAAACGGCGGCCACGGCGGCUCGAGCGGCAUCGAGGACGUUGAUUGCCGCAGAGGUGGAUAUGUCCAUCGCUCGGAUCUAUGAUGAGUUUUUGUUUGACCAUCAGAAGGCAAUCGGGUGCUGGGAGAAGAUCAUGAAUACAUACUCUUCUUCCUCCGAGGGGACAUUGAUCGGGACAAUCAGACAGCUUGCCUCCUCAAACUUGGCUCGGGCGUUUCUUUGUAACGCAAUCGAGGCUGGAAUUGGCAUGCCAGAAGCGGAAGUAUCAGUGUCCAAACUUGAGAAGCUCACUCAGGAAAGUCAGACCUGUCUGUUAGGAAGCUGCGCCUUCGUGCCGGCCGUUUACUUGGGCAUCUACUGUCGCCUUCGAGGGCAAGACGAGCGGGCGCGGGCUCUCUUCCAACCCUCCCUACAACGAAGCAUUCAAGCCAUAAGCGAUGACAAUCCUAGGAAUGAGGACCUGUCCGACCUGCAAUAUACUCUGAUGAGGACGGGAGACUUCAAAAAUGUUGUUGCAAUUGCCCACAGGUCGGAACAGGACAAUAGCGAGCCUUGGUAUGUAUGCCGCGGCCCAUGCCGGCGCAAAAUUCCCAAACGAGAUGGUUUUUCCAUUUGCCCCAUCUGUUUGGAAAAGGAGUUGUGCCCAGAAUGUGUUAAAAAACUGGUGGAGGGAGAGAUGCCCAAGAAGAGAUGUCAUUCCCAGCACGUUGAAUACUUCAUCUCUAUUACCCCGCAGUUGAAAGAGGUCCGCGGUGGCAUGAUGUUGGUCCACGGCGAGGAGAUGGAUUUCGCGACGUGGUUGAAUCAGUUGAAGGAGGAAUGGGAUCUUGGUGCCUGCAAUCCUCCAGGUUCCACCGCACGUCAAUUUGGUCUCAGUGACUUUUUACUAGGCCUUGUGGCGUAG